Molecule: messenger RNA, 1747 nt
Organism: Cloeon dipterum
Lineage: Eukaryota; Metazoa; Arthropoda; Insecta; Ephemeroptera; Baetidae
Product: MFS-type transporter SLC18B1-like
Exons: 11
Coding region: 148-1548 (466 amino acids)
Biological process (GO): transmembrane transport
Molecular function (GO): transmembrane transporter activity
Source: RefSeq, a predicted model, not a curated record
CCAGCAGCGCUGGCUGGUUUAACGCAUCUUUAUUACGAUUUACCCUCGGCACGCUUCACUCCACUGUCAGGGCCGAGUGCAAACGCAGCGCGCUGUGUACUAUUCAAUUAAUCCAACAGCGGGGCCAUCGAUCGGUGGUGCGCUAGUAUGGCUUUCGACGAAAAACAGCUCUUGAUCAAAGACAACUCGACAGAAAUUUCGGCGUUCUCGUUGUCGGACGCUACUUCCGUGAAAAAAACCAGCAAAAAACUGACCAAGAGGCAAUGGCUCACGGUGGUGGUAUUCGGCAUCGCCAAUUUUAUUGCAGCCUUGUGCAUCUCGCUGCAGGCACCAUUCUACCCUCAGGAGGCUGAAAGGAAGGGAGCUACAGCCACGGAAUAUGGUUUUGUGUUUGGAAUUUAUGAACUGACGUGCUUUAUAACUUGCCCUAUAUUUGGAAUGUAUCUUCCAAAAUUGGGGCCAAGAUUUGUAUACAAUGCAGGUAUAUUCGUCACAGCAGUCAGUUGCAUCCUAUUUGGGGUCCUCGACUACGUGGAAGAUCACACAUCCUUCCUCGCCCUCUCGUUUGCUGUUAGAAUUGUCGAGGCGCUCGGUUCUGCAGGAACACUGACAGCCACCUUUUCCAUUAUAGCGGCUGAAUUUCCAGAGUCGGUCGCGACUACUUUCGCGUCACUGGAGACGUUUUUCGGCCUUGGCUUGAUUGUUGGACCAACGGUCGGCGGUGUUCUUUACCAGUUUGGAGGAUUCGUGCUGCCCUUUUUAGUUACUGGAAUUGUACUUUUAGUCGGCGGAACUGUCUCUGUGUUGCUCUUACCCGGAGAAACAAUACAAUUAGACGCUUCAAGUGUGGUUGCUUCUCGUAAUUCAGGAUUGCUUGCUAUUCUGAGGGUGCCUUCAGUAGCACUUUCAGCAGCAUCCAUUGUUGCGUCAUCAAUGAGUUUGGGAUUUAUUGCAGCGACUCUUGAGCCUCAUCUGAGACAGUUCAAUCUGAGUCCUGUGCUCAUGGGUUUUAUGUUCAUCAUCAGCGGUGGGAUGUACGCCAUCGUCGCGCCAUUCGCUGGCUUCCUUUGCGACAGGGGAGUCGGCCCAAAGGUUUUGGCCUCCGUGGGAAACUUUUGCAUUGCCUUUUCGUAUUUUCUAAUUGGACCGUCACCGUUCUUCGCAAUUGACACUGUUUUGUGGAUGGUGAUAAUUGGCUUGAUGAUUCACGGCACGGGAAUCGGUUGCUCGCUGGUUACUGCAUUUAUUGGUGCCCUUCAAUCAGCAGUGAAGAAUGGCUUUUCUAACGAUAUUUCCACAUACGCAAUGGUAUCGGGAUUGUGGGCAUCUGCCUUUGCCUUAGGAGCAUUCGUCGGGCCUUCGAUUGGAGGUGUGAUGCUGGACUUGGUCGGCUUCAGAUGGGGAACCCUAGUGGUUAUCGGCACUCACGCCUUAUCAUUUAUCGCACACAUAAUUUUCAUCCAAGUGGAAUCUCCCAGGCCGAAAUACACGGAAAUUGUAACAGAAGAGAUCCGUCCACUGCUAAAAGCGACGCAGGUGCGGGCGUAAUUGUAAAAUUGGUACUGUUAAUUAUAGGUAAUAUAUGAUUAUUGUAUGUGUGGCAAACACCUAAUUUAUUUUAUAUGAAAGAGAUUGCACAUUUACGUAAACAUGAAAGAGAUACAAACUUUUUUAUAGAAAAUAAGCUACAUGCGCUGUAAAUCAUAUCAGUAUAAGAUACAAAAGACAAAACUAUCCUUUAACCAGA